AUGCCUUCCAUAUUGUCAGACGAUGAUAAAGAGACGGUCAAACGCAUGGUACCAAAGGCCUCGAACAAAAUACAGGCAGUAGCAGUCGCCCGUCUAUAUAUUGCUUAUCCCGAUCGUCAUAAAUGGACAUACACUGGUCUACAAGGAGCGGCAGUUCUUGCGAAUGAUCUUGUCGGAAAUACCUACUGGAUAAAACUUGUCGAUAUCUCGUCUACGAAUAAAGGCGUCAUAUGGGACCAAGAGAUAUAUGAUACUUGGUCAUAUAACCAAGAUCGAACAUUCUUUCAUACCUUCGAAACAGAAGAAUGUUUGGCUGGAUUGUCCUUCGUAGACGAGAAGGAAGCCAAAACCUUCAUGAAAAAGAUGAAUGAUCGAGAAAAGAAUGCUAGUAAAGCUACAAAGGCCAAUCCUUUUGGAGGCGCUGCGCCGGCUCAUAAACACAGUCUCCUCGGUGGAUUUUUCGGUGGACACAGACAUUCUUCUGCUCCAUCGAUACAACCUACUCCCCCCGAUUCGCCUAGCUACGUACUCCCACCUUCACAACCGGCGCAUACAACGCAGAACAACAGGCACUCGGGUGGAAGUUUCAGGACAGGGCAGGCCGAAUACGCAGCUUUGGAAGCGAUCGAUCCUCAUUGGCGAGAAACAUGGGGCGAGGACUUGAGAGAAAUGGGUAUUACAGACGACAUAAUCAGGGAUAAUCAGGAUUUUAUUGCAGACUAUAUUCGAGAAAAGCAAGCUCAACAAGUUAUAACACCUACGCCUAGUGGUAUCGAAAAUCAAAGAAAUAAAGCCCCUCCUCCACCUCCACCUCCAGCAGCACCUCGAACCCGUUCCGAUAGUCCUCAAAGUUCUAAUGCUGGUCAUGGACGAGGUGCACCACCUCCACCUCCUGCACCAAGGCGAUCCAAAGCAGAUAUUGCUCGAGAGCCAACACCACCAAGAGAGCCUUCACCACCCAGGGGUCCCCCUCCCCCCAGGUUUGCAGCUCCACCGCCAUUCGCAGAUGCUGGAAAAUUUGCGCAUACCAAUGAUAGAGCACCUUCUCGAGCACAUGCUUCUUCUAAUCCAGGGCCACCCCCACCACCUAGGCCUGCGAAAACCCCUAUCGAAGAUUACGAACCAGGGGAAUCAGGUUCGAGGUUUGGAGUUCCUCCUCCUUUCACGGGAACAAGAAUUACGGCACCACCUCCUACCCCACAACGAGGUCCUGUUCCACCCCCGCCUCCUAGAGAUAUCCAUCAAUCACACAGUAGUCAUGCUAUACCGCCUGCACACAUUCCUCCUCCGCCUUUGCCACCCAAAACUCCAGCGUCUCCGGGUGCUCCCCCCUUGCCUCCUGCUUCCACUCGCCCUGUACCUUUACCUCCGAGAGAUACUGCACCACCUCCACCUCCUUUGCCUCAAAUGAGCGCCCCACCUCCACCUCCUUUACCGCAAUCCGCUGCUCCACCUAUUCCAUCAUCUGCUGCUCCUCCACCUCCUCCACCACCUGGACCACCCCCAGCAUUUGGAGGACCACCUCCCCCUCCACCUCCACCUAUGCCAUCAUUUGGCGGUCCUCCACCACCUCCACCUCCUCCAGGAAAUGGACCUCCAGCUCCUCCACCUCCACCACCACCUCCAAAUCGCGAUUCUGCUUCGGGUGCUCCACCGCCACCUAAACCUACUGGAGAUCGUGCAGACCUAAUGGCAAACAUUCAAAAGGCCGGUGGUAUUGGAGCUCUCAAGAAAGUUGAUCGAUCGCAAAUUAGAGACAGAAGUGCUGCUGCCGUUCCUGGUGCAGACACUGGACCUGCGGGUAGUGGACUUCCUCCUGCUGGUGCAUCUUCAGGGGGCGGAGGCGGAUUGGCGGAUGCAUUAGCAGCUGCUUUGAAUAAGAGAAAGCAGAAAGUUAGUGCUAGUGAUGACGAAGCGGAAGAUGAUGAUUGGUAG
Messenger RNA from Botrytis deweyae, 1935 nucleotides. RefSeq lists its product as uncharacterized. The coding region runs from base 1 to 1935 and encodes 644 amino acids. The record is from RefSeq and is a predicted model, not a curated record. NCBI's taxonomy places the organism in Eukaryota, Fungi, Ascomycota, Leotiomycetes, Helotiales, Sclerotiniaceae. Gene Ontology annotation, molecular function: actin binding. The transcript is spliced from 3 exons.